CCAUUAUAUAGAAAGACUGUAUAUGUUGACCUAAAGGAGAUGAAGCUCAUACUUUUCAUAUACACUUUGUGUCUUACUUGGAUAUCUUGUAUGCUAAUUUUAAUUAUGCAUAUGCAAAAUAAUUUUGCUAAUUUUGGAUGAUUGCGAGGGGUGGACUGUGUAGAGGUCAGUUGAGGAAGAUUGGCUGAGCGUGAUAUAGCUCAAGGGAGGCCAAUGAUUUGAAUGGCCAAAAGAUAGGCCUAAAGGAUUGGAAUUAUUCUUGUUUUACGAAGUAUCCUGCAGUAUGUGGCUAAGUGUGUAGCCUGGAAUAUGCUUGAUAUAUACAAGAAAACUGUAGUGGAAUUGAGCCACCAAAGUUUUAUGAAAAAUAUUACAGGAAACUGUGGUGGAAUUGAGACGCCUGAGUUUUAUGGAUAAUACUGCCGAGAAAACUGUGGUGGAAUUGAGACGCCCGAGUUUUAUGGAUAAUACUGCCGAGAAAACUGUGGUGGAAUUGAGACGCCCGAGUUUCACGGAUACUGUGCUACAAGAAACUGUUGUAGGAAAGCUGGGGGAAUUGAGCCGCCCAAGGAUAAAAUGGAUCAUCGCCAUUAUCAACCGGCAAUUGCUGGAUAUAUUACAUCUACCAAUACGGUUAUCGAGGACGAAAAUCACUUAUAUAUUGGUCCGACCUUAACGUCAUCAAGUCUCCAUCAAAAUGAGUCUAUCCAGAAUGGAGCGGACGUGCACAGUGACAGUAACAAAACACAACACAUUUUAUUUACCGACCCUAAACAUUGUGCUUUCAAUAUUGAAAAUCAACAAAACUCGUACAAUUUAUGCGACAAGAUCCACGUAAUAAUUCAAGCCCGUGACCAGUUAAAGACAAAUAAGAAAAUAGGAGGUGAUUAUUUUCGCGCUAAAAUUUACAAUACAAAAUUAAGAGCGAGUGCGCCUACGGAUGGUGAAGUAAUUGAUCACAACAAUGGCUCAUAUAGCGCAUAUUUUACAGUAAGAUGGCGUGGUUCUGCGUUUAUUAAUGUCCAACUGGUACACAGUAGCGAGGCAGUUGCAGCUAUGAAGCGUGUACGUGAAGCCAAUCCGAUUCGAAUGGUAUACAAUGGGAGAUUUCAACAGAAGAAAGCAAAAGGCAAUGGACAAUGUCAUGUGCAACUUUCGUCUGCUAAUGAACUUUGCAACUUCACUGACAAGUUAACUGGAGAGCCAUGGUUUUGUAUAAAGCCGAAAAAUUUGCCUUGCUCUACAUACACUUUGCAUUCGGGCAAUACAAAAUUGGGAGGUAAACUGACAGCAGCAAUGUUCACUCGGAACGAGACACAUUUAUUCAGGUAAGUUUGGAAUUUCCCACAAUUUCUACAAAAAAUUUAGUUUUCCUUUCAAACCCAUUCUCAGUUUCAACAUGAAAACAACUAAAACAAAAUAUGACAUUCGCCUUUUGUAGGUAGAUCAAUGCAAGGCAGUUGUUAAAAUAUUAUUUUGACUGAUGUGUUGAUGAGAGUGAUAGAACACAAUAGAUAUUUCUUUAAUAAUUUAUAUUCAGUGUUAUAGA
Messenger RNA from Anneissia japonica, 1549 nucleotides. RefSeq names its product NXPE family member 3-like. The transcript has 2 exons. The record is from RefSeq and is a predicted model, not a curated record. NCBI's taxonomy places the organism in Eukaryota, Metazoa, Echinodermata, Crinoidea, Comatulida, Comatulidae. The coding region runs from base 577 to 1332 and encodes 251 amino acids.